AUGAACGCUUUGAUAGAGGCGCUGCAAGAUACCCAGCGAUUUCCGAGUGAAAAGCAAGCCAACAACGCUGAUGAACUCGCACACGAGCUCAUAGCUCUUCAAUCUAUAUACGGGAUGGAAGAGGUUGAACUUAAGUCUGGCGCAAACGUGGACGAGCCCACCCUGUUUGUUGUGCGCUUGCCAUGGCAGAAAUCAGGCGACAUUCACGUAAAAUUACAAGUCCGACUCCCUAAGGGAUAUCCAAAUUGCGAUGAAGCACCAACCUUGGAACUGGUAAAUCGAACGCUGGGCUCGUUCCAAAUCGAUGAUGCAAUUCGCGAUAAACUGAGCCAUACCUUCUCACCAGAAGGUUCAGCACCAUGGGUUAAAGGUGAACCUGUCCUAUUCCAAGGUAUAGAUAGUGCUUCGGAAUCUCUACAAGAUUGGUGGGAUGAACGAUCCAAAUCUGUGUCUUAUGAGGAUGAUGAAGCGCCGCGGGACACGCACCAAAAGCCUCAAACCGCCUCUUCCCGCCAAGCUGAUUUGCGAUCACUCGUCCACAGCGACACGAUACUGGAAAGAAAGUCUGAAUUUCUAGGUCACGCGGCAAGAAUCUCUCACCCAGAUGAAGUAAGUGAGCGGCGGUCAUUGUAA
Molecule: messenger RNA, 633 nt
Organism: Malassezia globosa CBS 7966
Lineage: Eukaryota; Fungi; Basidiomycota; Malasseziomycetes; Malasseziales; Malasseziaceae
Exons: 1
Coding region: 1-633 (210 amino acids)
Biological process (GO): regulation of translational initiation; GCN2-mediated signaling
Cellular component (GO): cytoplasm
Molecular function (GO): protein binding
Source: RefSeq, a predicted model, not a curated record